UUAGCAGCUACUGUUGCUUCCUGUGGGGGACGCGGCGCUCGCUCUGCGGCUCAUCACUCAGUUCCUGAAAACCGAGUGAUACCAAGAAUGAUUUACAGGAAGAAAGACGCCCACCGAGGGUGGCACAUAGAAGACCAUUCAGAGUGAUGUUUGUUUUAAAAAAAAGAAAAAUAGAGGGAAUAAGGAAAAGGUUAUGAUGGAAAGAAAUACAAAGAGCAACAGAUUUCAUGCACAUAAAGUUCUGUUUUUAUUAGAUUUUCUCUGUUUUCUGUAGAUAUUUGCUAAAUUCUUGGUGAAAAAUAAUAACAAUAAUCCACAUUUCAUCCACGGUUCCUCGUCACGACAAAGAAACGUUCUGAAAUCAGGCCUCAGAGCCCGCCGCUCAAAUUUGAAUUCUUCAAACCGCAAAGUUUAACACACACAACAGAAAAACUCUGCGAGGUUAAACAGGGCGACGGCGAGUAAAACGGGUGAGAAGAGAGGAUGGGGGAGGGCGAGAGAAACAGAGAGAGAAAGGAAGAGAAACGCUUUUAGAGCUUCAGGUCUAAAAGUCGAGGACUGAGGAACGCCGCAGAGGAAGGAGCUUAAAAGAAAAAGGAACAAAAUAACUUGAAUAAAAGGGAAACUGCUGCUGCUUCGCUGAUGAUCACAGCUUUUUGUUGUAAAAAAAAAACAAUCAAGUGGGAGACGGUUUGAAUCAAGAUGAUGAAGCUGUUGGUUCAGCUCUGCUUCCUGGCUCUAAUAACUUCUGCUGUUUCACAAGGACUAAAUACGACGAUACGUCCUGCAACUCCAGUUCCAGAAACUUCCGCUCCCACACAACUAUAUGACACGAAAACAGCCGUGGAUGUUAAUAAAAAUGCCACAGAUCCUUUUAAUGCUUCGACAUCUGAGACGGACAUUAAUGGAACCAUGGAGGAGACGAACAACGCAACAGCAUCAACUCCGUCUCCUCCAGCGCAUCAGAGCCCUACCUCGGCGUCAGUAACCACGCCAAAAGAAGAAAGCAGUGAAGGGUCAACCUCUGCAGCGCCUACAGCAGUGACUUCACAAAGUUCAUCUUGGGCUUACAUCCUGCUGGUGUUGAUAAUCAUCGUGAUCAUCGCUCUGUGUGUCAUCCUCUACAUGCUCCGCAGGGCGUCCAGGACGUACUCGUUUGACCUCCAACGCCCUCCGGCCUCCAGCAGUGCCUACGAACCAACUGGCACCUUCGGUCAGGUCUACCUGGAUGACCUCGACCAACCGGUUAACAAAGAUGUGAUCUCAGAUGAUCUCUCCACCACACCGAUACCCAACGGCACCGGCCCACAACCGGAGGAAAACGCAGACGGGGAAGAGAACGCUCUUCAGGAUCCACCAGAAACAAACGACCCGCAGAGAUCUUCGUCGUCCUCUUCCUCCUCCAGCAGCAGCAGCAGCUCGUUAUCAGGAGGCGACCAGACAGAGAAGAAAUCCAACCAGAUGAGCAGCAACAACUUGUUCUUCGAUGCAGUCGAGGAGCCGCAGCAACAGAACGGAAACAACAACAAUCCAUCCGUUUGCUCCGUCGACCCAUUUGUGGAAAUAAACCUUGACGAUCCGGCCUGGUCCGAUCAGCUCCUCACUUCUCCGCCGACCUCCUCGGUCCUCCCCUUCUCGUCUUUCUCCUUCUCCUCUUCCUCCUCUUCUUCAUAGCACCCAAACAUUCACACAGAAGCAGAGACUGAACGUCCUUCCCACCAGAAUCAGCAGGAGGUCUUUAAAGGUCUCUCUCUCUCUCUCUCUCUCUCUCUCUCUCUCUUUCUGUCAAAAUGCCUCCUUGCUUACUUGAAACGUCAACAAGCUAAACACGAAGCUAACUCAAAGUUAGCUUGAACUGUUUUGAUGAUGAAAUGUUAUUUUUUCUCAAGUGGUUUUAUUCUUCUUUUUUUUUACAGACGAUUAACAAAAUCUAGAAAAACUGCAACUUGCAACAUGUGAUGCUGUCAAAUCAAACUGUUUUAGUUUAGUGUUUAUAACAGUCAUGAGUUUUUAUGGCUUUCCGUUUACAGAUUAUCGUUUCUCAAACUAAAUAAACUGUAAAAACUAGAAGCUAAUGUCUCCUAAUUACCGUCAACAUGAACAAUUUUGUAAAAACUUCUUUUUAAAUCUAUAUUUUUUGCCUCACAUGAAACCCGAAAGCUUUGAAUUUCAAAUGUAAUUCUGAAGAAUUGUUUUUGGUUGAACUAUUGUGAAUAAUUUCUUUACUGUGCAGAAGUAAAAAUAUGCAGCCGCUGCUUUAAUUAAUGCUCUGAUCCAAACUGAUAAACAGCUGGGCAACGUUUUUUUAUUUACUAACUUUAUUAUGUUCAUUGAAAUGAUGUCAUUUUAUAAAUACCUGAACUUUAACGUGUAUGGAUCAAACUUUCUGUCAUAGAAGCACAUUUUAAAAUAAAAACAUGUUGUGUUUGUUUUAAAAUAAAAA
Molecule: messenger RNA, 2443 nt
Organism: Gambusia affinis (western mosquitofish)
Lineage: Eukaryota; Metazoa; Chordata; Actinopteri; Cyprinodontiformes; Poeciliidae
Product: putative protein TPRXL
Exons: 11
Coding region: 703-1674 (323 amino acids)
Source: RefSeq, a predicted model, not a curated record